Solanum pennellii is the source of this 2085-nucleotide messenger RNA. Its product is annotated as protein CLT1, chloroplastic. The record is from RefSeq and is a predicted model, not a curated record. The transcript is spliced from 10 exons. Bases 133 to 1500 code for a protein of 455 amino acids. Lineage: Eukaryota; Viridiplantae; Streptophyta; Magnoliopsida; Solanales; Solanaceae.
ACUAUCAUAUUACCCAAAAAAAAAAUGGUUAUAUAAUUGUUUCUUCUCAAAAUUCUUAUUACUAAUAAUAACUGAAAGAAAAAAAAAAUCUGUUUUACGUAUUUUCGUAAUUGAUAAUUGUACAAUCUCACCAUGUCGGUUUGUACUCGCCGGAUAAUCACCGGCGAAUUGUCGUCGCCGAUAGCAAGGUAUCAUAUUCCGGUAACAAAACUUCCAGCUGUCCGGUCACCGGAUUAUCUCUCUUCCACAUCUGUUCGUCAUUUCAUAAGCAAUACUCGCCGGCCGAACUCAAUUGUUAGCAGAUCAACGAGAACGAAAUUCUACGUAAUUGCGGUAGCGGAAUCGACCGGUGUGUUCCGCCGCGGCGGACGCGAUGGCGGAGAGAAUGGGGAAUGGAGGACGAGGAGGAGGUGUGCGGUGGGAGAUCAAGUUGUGGAGAUUAAUGAGAACCGGAAAAGUAGUAAUCGACUGGCGGAGGUGGCGGUUGCAGCGACGGCUACGGUGGUGCUAGGUGUAGGGAAUCGCGUGCUUUACAAGUUGGCGUUAGUGCCUUUGAAGAACUAUCCUUUCUUCUUGGCUCAACUUGCCACUUUCGGAUAUGUACUCGUAUACUUCUCUAUCUUAUACGUACGGUAUCAUACUGGCAAGAUUACUGAUGAAAUGCUUUCCCUUCCAAAAAUUCCAUAUGUUGCUGUUGGUCUAUUAGAGGCUCUUGCUGCUGCGUCUGGCAUGGCAGCUGGUGCUAUUCUUUCCGGGGCCACAAUUCCAGUACUCUCACAGAGCUUUCUUGUCUGGCAACUUCUCCUGUCUUUUAUUUUCCUUGGAAGAAGAUAUAGGCUCAACCAGUUGUUUGGGUGCUUUCUUGUGUCUGUUGGUGUUAUAGUAACUGUAGCAAGUGGAUCUAGUGCUGGUUCUUUGAUGGAAGGUGGUGUAUUUUGGAGUCUUUUGAUGAUAGUUUCUUUUUUGUUACAAGCUGCGGAUACUGUCUUGAAGGAAGUAAUAUUCCUGGAUGCUGCUAAAAGGCUGAAGGGAGGUACUGUUGAUCUGUUUGUUGUGAACUCUUUUGGAUCCGCUUACCAGGCAGUAUUUAUAUGCCUUCUCCUCCCAUUUUUGUCGAAGUUAUGGGGUGUUCCAUUUACUCAACUGCCAAAUUAUCUUAGAGAUGGUGCUGCAUGCUUUUUGAACAUCGGCACAUUAUCCAGUGGGUGUGCUGGUGCACCUCUUCUACCGCUUCUGUUUAUCAUUGUCAACAUGGGUUACAAUAUAUCAUUGUUACAUCUGCUUAAGAUCUCCUCUGCUGUGCUAUCUUGUCUCGCAUCUACAGUUUCAGUACCAAUAUCAGUCUUUUUAUUCACAUUACCAUUACCAUAUCUUGGCGUUGCGUCCUCCCUCCCACCUGGUUUCAUUUCAGGAGCCAUCAUCCUCGUCAUAGGAAUGCUUGUCUAUACUUGGAGGCCAUCAAGUCGCCUAAAAAAUCAGGAAGUUGAUUGCCACUGUUAACUGCUUGUCUAUACUUGGAGGCCAUCAAGUCGCCUAAAAAAUCAGGAAGUUGAUCGCCACUGUUCACAUUUGAGAAUGAAGAUAGGACACCAUUCUCCAACUUCCACAAGAAGUAAACGAGGGAUCAAGACAUGCAUGGUGAAUUGUUUUUCAGUUCUAGCCUUUCAAACCACUUUUCUGAAAAUCGUUAUCAAUCAAUGGAGGUUUGACAGGACUAUUGCUCAAAUCCAUUGCUCUUUUUAAAUGCAUGGAGUCUGUACCAUUCAUGUCCUUGUGAAUUUGUUCCGUUGCCAGAGUAAAGUUGGGUGCUAUAUAUCUAGAGGUACAGAAACAGGGGCUGAAGUAGAAGCUCAGAUGCGGGUGCAGGCAAACCCACUAGUUUUUUUACUCGUGUAUUUGUGUUACAAAAUUCAUUGAAUAUAAACACAUAAAAUUUUGAACCGAUCAUUAGCGCUUGAAAUUGUUGUCCUAAAAUUCAGCUUUUGGGCUGUUCUGCUGUUGUAAUUUUGUACUGUUAAUAUUCUAGUAGGAUUUUACUUAAAACUGUGUUUUAUAGCGACAUUCUAGAGGUUUUGACAAACUGUA